Molecule: messenger RNA, 114 nt
Organism: Orycteropus afer afer
Lineage: Eukaryota; Metazoa; Chordata; Mammalia; Tubulidentata; Orycteropodidae
Source: RefSeq, a predicted model, not a curated record
AUGAUCCCAGAUGUGCAGCUCACCAUCUUCACCGACAUGUUGGGUGUGUCGCUCUUUUUGCUUGUCGUUCUCUAUCACUAUGUGGCGGCCAACAAUCCCAAGAAGCAAGAAUGA